AUGGGGGGUCCACAGCUGCUCAGCCAUCUGCCAGAUCCAGAAUGCAAAGUGCAACCUCCCCUCUCACAGUCAGACUUCAUGAAGUGGGGAAAGCAGCCCAUAUGGAGCGGGGGCACCUACUGGGACAACUGGCAUGAGGUCAAAGGAGCCGCUGGGGCGCUCGACGACCCGUCAGACGAGGGAGUCAUUAAUCUGCGACUGUGGAGAGAAAGGCUGGAUGAGGGCCUUCCCGGAGAGUACUUUGCUGUAAAGGAGCAGAAACUGUUUGGUUGGGAUCAGCACACAGUAGAUGGCUAUUCGCUAAGGUCAAUGACACCCGAGGAGAAAGAGGAGGAGCAUCAUAUGGACUGGCACUUGUGCUGGAAGGGAGGGAAGGUGCAGCGAGUGCCCACAACUGACUCAAUGAGGGCUUUCUACGACAACCGGAAAGCCAUAAGCGAUGUGAUUCACAAGAACUUCAAGGCCUUCAAAGAUCUGACUAUUCAUCGCGAACAGUUGGGAGACCUCGUUCCCGAACUUUGGAACCGUUGGGACUACGACCUGAUUGCGAAGCGGUGCUACGAGAAGCACGGCAUUGAUAUCUACGAUCCGAAGAUAGAAUUCUCAGACAUAUUGUUGCCACUGUCAGGCAAUACUGUCGUUGGUGGUAGGGAUAUUGAUGCUGCCCCCAGCAACAACAAUGUUGCCUAA
Eimeria acervulina is the source of this 690-nucleotide messenger RNA. RefSeq lists its product as hypothetical. The coding region runs from base 1 to 690 and encodes 229 amino acids. NCBI's taxonomy places the organism in Eukaryota, Apicomplexa, Conoidasida, Eucoccidiorida, Eimeriidae. The record is from RefSeq and is a predicted model, not a curated record. The transcript has 7 exons.